CUCAUCAGCGAAGGCACGAUCAAGCGUCUCUUCAAAAAGAUUAUUACAGGCCUUAUUAGCGCAUGGCAAUGGAUGAGAAAGCACCCAAAUUGGAUUUGAUACUUGAUAGUAUCAGCAAAUAUGAAGAGUCCAUAAUGCAACAGAUGAGAAGGGCUAGAGAAGCUCAAGAGGAACUGGCCCAAGCGCGGACAGAGACGGCCAAGCUGAAGGAGGCCGCAGCUCAGCUCGAAGGCAUGAUAGCUGCGAGACAGGCGCUGUCGGACGAAUUGGAGGCGCAGCUGGAGGAGAAGAGACGGGCUAAUGAGGGAUUGCAGUCAGGAUGCUAUGCGAUUUUGAAUCAGCUGUGGCAGGAACAGGAAAAGAAUGAUAUCUUGGAAGAAAAGAUCGAGGCGCGGACGGAGGCGCUGGCGGAGGCGACGGCGGAUUUCGUGUUCAAGGUCCGCCUCGACGACCCCGAAGUUCCGCGUCGCUACUCGGCUCUCCAGCAGGAGCUCCGUCACUUGGAUCUUGAGGCUACUAGGCUCAUGUGUGAAAUCAAAGUACGUGAAGACAAUGAGUAUGAAGUGGAAACCUUGCUAUCAAAGGAGAAGGAGUAUGAGGAGGAGCGGGCCAAGCUUGAGUCCCACUUGGCUGAGAGAGAGAAUAUCCUUCGCAUACAGCUCGAAGAGGCCAAGCGUGAGAAGGAGAAGUUAAUGCAACCCGAGAAUGACCCAAGGUUUCGGAGGAUGAAAUUGGAGCAGAGUAGUUUACGUGAAGAACAGGACUAUCUCAAUUCAGCUUUGAUCUCCAUGAAGCAGGAACACGAGACACUGACAUGCAGACUCAGGGAAGAAAGGCCUUACCAGCCUGGAAAUGUUUUGAGCUCUCCUCGUAGGGGGAGCUCCUAUCACCAGAAUAAUCAGAGCUUCUGUAGGAGAGACAAACAUUCAUCCACUUCAAGACUUUACAGCAGAAGAGAUGAGAGCUGGACAGUGUCAGCUGGAGACAGUAGGAUACAGCAGGGAGACAACCCAGAAGAUCAUAGGGUAGUUGCUUCAAACAGUGGCUGGAAAGGGACCUCAUAUAGCAAACAAGGGGUGUCAUCUUCCUCUAACUGUGACAGCUGGAAUAGAGGCAAGCAAGGGUAUGGCAAGGGCAGUGGGAGAGGAAAGUCCACUCAAGAUAGAAAUUGGUCAUCCAGAUCUCAAGUUAGACCUUCCACUCCUCGUACUUUUACCAGGAAUCCCCCUCCGCUUACUCUGCAACCUCAGACAAAUAUAUCUUCAACCCUGCCUCUCCACCUGUUGGGACAUUUCAAUAUUAUUGGGAAUGCAAAUCAAGAUAACCAGGAAGAAUGCAAUUCAAGAGAAGAUUCACAUAAGACAACCAAAGAUAGUUCUGAACUUGUCGAUAACUCUUUUGGGUCAAACACUUCCGAGGCCAAGGCAACGAACCUAGGCAUUGAUUUUCCUGCCUAUGUUCCCACUGAAGUUCAAAACUGUGCUUCCAGUAGCCAAGCAGAAACGACUCACAUUGAGGAGAUAACUAAAACAAAGCCUCAAGCUUAUGAGCAGAAGGACCAACUUUAAAGAUGCA
This is a messenger RNA of Penaeus chinensis, 1575 nucleotides long. RefSeq names its product microtubule-associated tumor suppressor candidate 2-like. The coding region runs from base 63 to 1568 and encodes 501 amino acids. The transcript has 7 exons. The record is from RefSeq and is a predicted model, not a curated record. Lineage: Eukaryota; Metazoa; Arthropoda; Malacostraca; Decapoda; Penaeidae.